This is a messenger RNA of Melampsora larici-populina 98AG31, 2343 nucleotides long. RefSeq lists its product as uncharacterized. The record is from RefSeq and is a predicted model, not a curated record. The transcript has 3 exons. Lineage: Eukaryota; Fungi; Basidiomycota; Pucciniomycetes; Pucciniales; Melampsoraceae. Bases 1 to 2343 code for a protein of 780 amino acids.
AUGGGAUUUUUUUCAAGCAAUGAUCUUGGACAAGAUUUACUGAAUGGUGAUCAGAUCAGCCAAUAUAUGGGUUCUUGUGAUGAAAUUUUUGGGCAAGCUGUUGAAAAUAGACAUAUUGGAACAGGAGAAGACCACAAUGAUAUUCAAUCAGAUCUUUGGCCUCUUCUGAAUAGAAGUCCUCAUGAAUAUUUUCAUCAAGUUGAAAUUUUACCAUCACAAAAUAGUCAUACUCACCUGUUUGGUCAAGGAUUGGAAGAUUCAAGGCAUAUAAGUGAACAGGGAGGAAUAUUCACAGAUACCUUCAGGUAUUGUAACAAAGAUACAAGAUUUUCCAAUUGGGAUUACCCUGACAGGCAGAGUGAGCAAACCAACAUGAUGAUGACAUCAAAUGAAGAUGGUGCAUGCAUACAAAACACUUUAGGAGUGAAUCAACAGGAUAUCUCAAAACUUGCAGGAAAAACAACUGAUGAAUCCCAGUAUGGAAGAUACCCAAACAACAUAUUUGAAGGUUUUCAAACCGUUUCACCACAUUUCCUGACUCCAACAUCUCAUUCUAAUAGGUGUAUACCUUUUUCUGAUGAAAUAAUAUCUCAUGAGGCUGAAACGUCCAAAGGUACCAAAGGAUCUCCAAACAAGGGUGAAUCGAGGUUCUCUGAUAGCUGUGCAGGAAGCUUGUCAAUAGAGGAUUACCCAAUAUCAGACUUUGAAAUUCAAGGUUUUGCAUUUCAGCAAGGUGGUGAGUUUGAUUCAGCAGGGACACACUUGGAGGGAAUAAAUAGCAAUAUGAACAAGGAAAUCAAUAACCCAAAACACUCUUAUGCUCCAGAAAAAUUAUCUCCUGAGCUACCCCUACUCAAUCCCCCCACUGAACUUCAAUAUUCAUCCUAUUCAAGUAUCCUGCCUGAAGUCAUGAGCCCAAGAAGGCUUGACUGUAGUAGAUUGUUUGAAAGGAAAAACUGCCUCAAUGCAUACAACUCUCUUUUAGAACAAGAUGUGACAAGUUCUUUUCCCGCAAAUCAAGGUCAACAUACUGCAAGCCAAAUCCCAGCACAUACUACACUUGGCCUGCCUGUGACAUCUCAUCUCAUAGCAACACCAAACUUUAAAGAUCCAGGAGCCUCAAACUCAGGCAAGGAGCAGAUCACCAACCCAGAAAAUGAAAUACCAGGUUUAGUCCAGGAAGACCUGCUGAUAGACAACCCAUCCAACAUUUGGGGUGACCAUAUCAACAAUGUUAUGGGCUGGCAAUUCUUACCAAAUAUCCACCACAGCUCUGGCACAUCGAAUACUCCUUCUUCCAAAGGGGAUGAUUAUGAGCACUCUAGCCUGGACCUACAUAGUUCAAACAAUCAAGGAAGUACAUCAGCUUGGUUCACACAAAGUUUUGAGCCUUCCUUACUUGAUAUGGAAGAAAGUGGCAAAUUUUUUGAUAAGUCAUGGAAGAAUGGGAAUGGUAAGAGGUUGCCUUUUUGUUUGACUACCCAAAACAUACCGGAAACAUAUCAAGAACAUAGCAUGCAGAAAAAAUUGAUGACUGAGAUGGACUUUAACCUGAUAGACAGUUUCAUAUCAAAACAAAGGCAAGGUUACCACAGUGGGGAAGGCUCAGUCACAGAACAUGUAACUACUUCAAUGCAAGAUCCACCUCAUUGCUGUAAUCAUCAUGAAGAUUAUGACACAAUAGAGGUGAAUGGCAUCUGUACAAGACACUCACUACCCACAGCUUCCAAUCCAGCAACCCACCCCUCCUCAACCUCAAGGCUAGAUAAGAUUUACCCAUUGGAUUCUAAGAAUAAUUCAAAAGAGAUGUUUGUCUCCAGUGGCAAUGUGAUAAUGGGAGGGUGUAUCCUGGAGGAAAAUGAUGGUAAGCUCACAAAAAAGAAUUCUCGUAAAGAACCCAACACAGACAUUUACCGAAAGCAGAUAAGAUCAGAAUUUGAUACCAAAGCUGAGGAACCUGUGGAACCCUUCAUGAUAAAACUGGACCACUUUUUGGAAGCCGAGAUGAAACCUAGGGGAUGGACAUCGAGAAAUGAGCAAAUCUUGACUAGAAGAUUCAAACUUUUGACACACGAGUUCAUGUUAAUGCUAGCAAAGGCCCAGUUGAAUUAUGUUUGCAACCGAGACGAGGUGGAUUCAACUCUAGUGGAAGGUUACAAUUGGUUGAUAGAUAUAUGGAGAACUAUUCCAGUCGAAACAGUCAAAUUUAAGGAUUUUCCCCAAGUAAUAGAAUGCAACAAGGCUUUCUAUCCUAAUACUAUUGAAUAUACUAUGUCUCUUAGGCUUCUCAAAGAUGAUAUAUUUGAUUUCAACCAACAACGAUUUAGUGCGUGCUGGAAAUAA